AUGACGUCUGGGACAAGUCGAAAAUGCCAAAAUCCAGACCCUCCAAUUUCUCCAGAUUUCGUUGAGCUGACGCAGAAGGAAUUGAAGAGCGAAGACCAAAUUCAGAAAGUGGAACAAGACGAGGGUAAAAUGCAAAGCGCCGCAGUCGAUGCUCCGCUCCCCUCUAGUGGCACUCCCUUUUUUACCGGUCCAUCCUGCCAAUCUCUUGAUCAUGGCCAAGAAGCAAAGCGCGCCAUUGAUACAAUCCGAAAAUUCCUUGAUGAACGUGAAUCCUCCGGACGUACUUACCUGGAGAUCCCUUUAACCUACAAAGCUUACAACGUACUUAAGGAAAAGUACGAGGAAGUUUUCUUCGCAACCUUCUAA
Molecule: messenger RNA, 366 nt
Organism: Cladophialophora bantiana CBS 173.52
Lineage: Eukaryota; Fungi; Ascomycota; Eurotiomycetes; Chaetothyriales; Herpotrichiellaceae
Exons: 1
Coding region: 1-366 (121 amino acids)
Source: RefSeq, a predicted model, not a curated record